AUGGGACACGCUCCGUGUGAGGAGAAGACAUUCCCCUUCUUCGACCUCCCACCGGAACUCCGCGAAUGGGUGUACGACAACCUGAGCGGCGACGAGACCGUCAUUGCCUCGCCAACUAUGGAAGCAGCCAUGUCCGUCAAAGACUGUCCCUUGGCGAACAUUAUGUGUGUCUCCAAGCAGAUCAAGGAAGAGUACGAGCACGUCGCCGAGCCCAAGAUGAGGCUGAUCUACUCGGACCACCAAGACUUCAACUUCACACUGCCUCCUCUUCCUUGCAGACUGGUCGACGUCAAGAUAGUGGAGCUUCGAAUGUUUGUCGUCUGCGAGCACACCUGCCCGGGGAAUGCGACCCACUGUGAAGCCGCCAACGAUCUGCGACAAACACUCGGCCUCGUCGCUGGCAAGCUCUUGUUGACUCCACCCGAUGCCAAAGUCGAAUUGAAGUUGGGUCUAUGGUGGAAAGAAAAGGAGAAUCGCAAUUGGCCCGAGACCCCGCACGCAGAGAAUGUUGUGGCAGAGCUGAAGACCCGUGUCGAAGAGAUCCAACAGCUUUCCCGCGUCGACAUCUACAGGUCUGAUGAACGCUGUCUCGAUGCUGAGAAGAUUGUCGACAGCGAGAAAUUGCUUGCCACAUGGUCAAGGGACGAGGGGUGGCACGCCGGUCGGCCCCAGCAAACUGAACCCCAAGAGGCAGAAGCGGCUUCUACCGAACAUGGAGGCAGCGCGACCUGA
Molecule: messenger RNA, 732 nt
Organism: Lecanosticta acicola
Lineage: Eukaryota; Fungi; Ascomycota; Dothideomycetes; Mycosphaerellales; Mycosphaerellaceae
Source: the annotation of a GenBank genome assembly